UCCCCUAUGCCGACAUAAUGUCCAAGACGCUGGUGUUCGGCAUCUACGACUUCGACAGGUUCUCCAAGCACGACCAGAUCGGCGAGGUCAAGAUCCCGCUGUGCCAGGUCGACCUCGCGCAGACGAUCGAGGAGUGGAGGGACCUCGUGUCCGUGGAGGGCGACGGAGGCCAGGAAAACAAGCUCGGGGACAUCUGCUUCUCCCUGCGCUACGUGCCGACGGCAGGCAAGCUCACGGUGGUAAUUCUGGAAGCUAAAAACCUCAAGAAAAUGGACGUCGGUGGCUUAUCAGAUCCGUACGUGAAGAUCUGCCUCAUCCAGAACGGAAAACGCCUCAAGAAGAAGAAGACGAGCAUCAAGAAGUGCACUCUCAACCCGUACUACAACGAGUCCUUCUCCUUCGAGAUCCCCUUCGAGCAGAUCCAGAAAGUGAACCUGCAGGUGACCGUCGUGGACUACGACCGCAUCGGCACGUCAGAGCCCAUCGGCCGGUGCGUCCUGGGCAUGAACGCCUCGGGCACGGAGCUGCGCCACUGGUCGGACAUGCUGGCAUCGCCCCGGAGGCCCAUCGCCCAGUGGCACACCCUGAAGGACCCCGAGGAGGCCGACGCCAUCCUGAACCUCAAGUAAAAGGGCAGACUCCUCCAUUCCGAAGAGCGCAAGAUGACCCUCCAACCUUCCGCCACGAUUUCCGAAGCGAUGACAUGAAUCCAAGAAAUUACGACCAAAGCGUCUAGUCAGUAGUUGUGCGAACCGUACACGAUGCUUCAGAUAAACAGGAUAACUUCCCUUUCAAUCAGUGUUAAAAACAGAGAAACGCAGAAUGCCGCUUUUGAUAUCAUCCAGUGAGGAUGAGCAGCUCUUCUUCUUUUUGUUGUUGUCUUUUCCUCUUUUUUUAUUGCAUGAAAACAUCACAUACAUCUGAAUAAAAUAGGUAGAUAGGACUUUCAUUCUAACGUGCAGCCGAUUUCUUCAAAGCAUGAGGUGAGGAAGCAUCAUUUAGUAAGGUUGGUACGUCAAGAUGGCAAGUGGUCAUCUUCACAAAGUACAGUGAUUCAGGAUAUAUAUAAUUAAUAGUAAGCGGAACAUAAAUGUAUGUGCAUAUAUACAUACAUUCAUAUUUAUGUGUAUACUCACUGGGGUGUGACAAUGCAGCUGUUUUGCGAUAUAUCUUAAAAAAAAAAAAAAAAAAAAAAUCAGUGUGUCGAUUUAACUCCAUUCCCUGUGGCAAAACUUGUCCGACUUGUAAUGUACAACAAAAAACAAAACGAGGUAAGAAGAAUAAAGAAAGAACUCUCACAAAACAAAUCAAAGUCUUCAGCAGCUCGUCUAUCAUCUUCAAGUUGGCCUUGGCUGGGUCUCCACUGGUUCCAAAAGAGGUUGCGCGUGCCCCAAACCUAGGCAAACUUGACGUGGGCACAGCAAACCCAAGACCAACGCACCUGACUUGGGCAUCCCAACCUAAAGAGAUUAAAAGCGCGAACUGAGAUACCUUUUGUUCCAACUGCUGGAAGUAAGAGAGUCCGGAGGGAGGGUCACACAGGCGAGUGGACGGACGACCUCCUCCCAGCGGCCCAAGCGGUGGAACCCGGAGAGCUCCAGCUGAGUUCUUACACACCCUCUGCCUUGCUAGACAUACCUGACGGAGGCACACUUACCUAUCUCCUUUCCGCACUCCAGAGACUCCCCUCCCCCACUCACAUCCUCAUAUGGUAAGGAGAUGAAAGAAAGAAAAAGAGAGUUAAGAGGAAAAUACACCGAGACAAGCGGCGCCUUGUCGACACAUGAUGGGGCCGGUGCUGCUGCGCAAGUCGACUCGCACCUGUUUAAGAUUCUGCUCUCCUGGGCGAAGCGUCUUCCCCUCUGAGGCCACACCACCUGCAGGAGGAGGAGUCUCGCCAGCGCGACGUGUUCCUUGGACCCGAGCGAGGCCGUGCGUGCGCAAGGCCCCGCUACCUUUGUGAGGUCAUCGUGGGGUCUUUUCUACGGAAGCGGCAAAGCCAUUUUGUUAAUUAGUGGAGAUAGUUGAUGUUGUUGUUGUUUAUUUUUUUUUUCAGUUUUCACUUUUGAGUAGUCGAUUUUCUCCUUGAUGCAUAAGCCUUUUCUGGCGGUGCAUCCUGGCUUCAACCAAAGAAUACGAUUAAGAAGGGAUCUAUUAAAAACUGACAUAACGGGAUAAGGUGGGGCUUUAUCGUAGCUAGUUAGUGAGGACGAACUUUGUCUGGUCCAGUCAAAGUUUGCCCCCAAGAAUUUGAUAUUUAAACAAAUUUAAACUUAUUUCUGGUCUACAUUCGCCUUAGGAAAAGGGAACAUUAUCACUGUAAAAUGUUCUAUAUAGGGUAGAUAAAGAGAUUUACCCAAACAUAGGCAGCAGUACAUCUAUAAUGACUAUAAUGAAUGUAUGGACAUCAUCAUGCUAGCGAAGAAUAAACAGAAUUCAGUCCUCUUUCGUUUGCAAGUUAGCAUUUGCAGUAGUGUUUUAGUUAGGCUUUCAUAAUCUUUGAGUAGAGAGAAUCACUCAUUCCUUUUAUAUGUCAGCUAUGUUUUGGAGAGUAAAUGUUUAUAUCACGGGACAUGUAGCUGUACUGAUCUUCACAUAUAUAAAUAUUAAGCAGUGUCCUAUUAUAUACAUUAUAUACAUCAGUGUACAGGUAGGUAAGUCUACUUAUACAUAUUCUUCUUUAGCUCCCGACAUAAUAGCUAUGGCUGAAAGAAUAUACCUUUUUCAUGAUUUCUCAUGUCUCUCCUGAACUGUUCUGGGACAGCCGUGGAUUCCUGGUGCCAUAUGGAAUUAUUAUUUACAUGUUCAUUGUUUGAGCCUAUUAAGGGUCAUACUCCUCUGAUAGUGUAUGUUUUAUCAACCCCCCUCCCCCCUGUGAUUCGUUGGGUCAUUAUUACUACUGUUGAGACUUUGAACUAGUAAUUUGAUAGGAACUAUCGAAAAAAAAAUAUAUAAAAUAGUUUGUAAAAAGUGUGAAAAUAGCAUGGAGUGGGAUAUCCCCCAUCUUUGUAUAGUAUGAGUCCCGCACACUCCCCUUAGGAUACAAGUAUUAGGACUUAUCAGGCCUUUUUUCAUUUUGGAUUCCGGUCGUCUAAACUUCUGCCCAAAACUAAAAAACAAGAAAACGUUUAUUUGCGAUUAGAGAAAAAGCUGAAAAUAAAUCACAACGGUUACACAUGCCACAAUUGGCCUAAUGCGUCCUGAUCACCCACCAACGUCUAGGAGACUGCAAAGACCCGACGGCGUGGAUGCCUUUGAUUGGUUAUAUAAUAUUUGAAAUUGUUCAUGACAUGUCGCGCGGCCAUUGGUUCCCUGCAAUCUCUCAGUCUUGGGUUGUGGCCCCCUAUUGGUCAAGUGUGGGGCCGCCAAGCUCUGUGUUGUUAAUAUUAUGUGCCGAUCAUUUCAUAUCAGAUGGGGACAGGGUCUGGAAGUGCAAAAAAUAAUAAUAAUGAUAAUAAAAAAAAAAAAAAAUACACACAAAAAAUUGUUUUAGAAAAUACUUUUAAAAAUAGAGAUAAAAAAGGUCCACAUCCAUCGCCUCAUUUAGCUUCACAGUAGACAAAUCCUGCGGUCGAGUUCAGUGCUGGAAUCUGUCACAUUUUGCCCGCAUGGUUUGAGUCUCUCCCCCAAACGGACUAAAACACACAAGUGAAUUUCUAAAACGAAGGAAGGACAAAGAAAGUGGGAGAAGACAAGAUUAUGGAGUAAUUAUCGUCUCUUUGCCUCCACCCGUGGUCAAAGAAGUAACAGUCAUAUUCAUCACAAAAGGAGAACGUAUAGCCUGAAUGAAGAGGGCUCGAUGAACCUAUGUUACCGAUUAUUUAUGAUAAUUAUCAUUUAGGAUAAUCUGUCAUCCAAGUACUAAAACACAUGAAACAAAGGCUCAUGUUGGAGGAUGGCAUUCGUGUCAAAACAUUAUCAGGGACUCCAUCGAGCUUUCCAACGGGACGCCAUCCUUUGACCCGACCCUACGCAACCACCUUCCCCUCUCUGCCCCCGCCCAACCCUUCUUCACCUCAUAUAGAUAUAUAUAUAUAUAUAUACACACACAUCUACUUUUGCUUUGUGUCUUUUUUCUCUUCAUCGGUUGUGUCUCUUUGUCUUUCGAUCCCCUUCAAGUGCAACAAAUAGGAAAGAUCCUCUUUGCCAAAUUGACCACGCCCCCUUUCUCGAUGUUUCAACCAAUCCCGUGUCGUUUUGGGCGCGUCGCCUCCCUCUUUACCCUUUUUCCAUCUAUCACUCUUCGACCAUCUCCCUCUCUUCGACCGUUCCUACCAACACGUGCCGUUGUGAAAUCAUCACUACUCUUUUUGUUUAUAUUCUUCCUAUUCCCACUGUUUCCACUCCUCUGCUAAUUUCUCACUCGACUGCAAACGGAGCUAACAUUUUCCCCCGUUUCUCUGUCACGCUUUUGACCCCAUUUACCCUAGUGAAUUCUUGAGCUUCUUUCAUGACGUGCCGUCUGUCAAAUCGUUGUCUGUUCCCGAGGAUGUAUUUUCUCCCUCUCUCUCUCCUUUCACUCCAUAAAACCUCUUUGUUAUUCGCCAACGCUUGGGAGACGAGAAGUAAGCUUGAGGAAACAAAGAUCGCCAGUUAGAAUGAUAAGAAUAGUGAUAAUUAAAAAAAAGCAAUGAAAAUAAUUCUUGAUUAGAUUUUCCACCAUAAAUAUAAAUGAAAUUGAGGAUACACACGUCCAUCAGGCAUAAUACUUCUUUCCGGGAUCAAAUCAGGGAUCUAUAUCUUCGCGAACUGACAAAAGAAAGUGUACAAAGGGCAUUCGAGUCUCCUAUAGUAGCUGCGCUCUUUUUAGAAUCAUCUAUACUAUUUAUUCGGGGCAGUUACAUCACAGGGUUGGAUCCUCUCUAUGUUCGGGGGGAGAUAUUUACAUCGGAUGUUUGUUGAGCUCUUUGCGUAGCCUCUGCGUGAUGGAGCAUCGUUUAUCUUUUAUCAUACUCUAGACUAGUAGAUUUGGCACACUUGAAUUCGCUGUAGAUAUGUAUAAUUUUCUCUUCUUUAUCCCCCCUUCCUCUUCCUCCUUCUCAUUCUCCUUCCUUGGAGUGUUUUAUUUCAUCAUCAUGUUAUAUUUUGUCACAGAGCCACCAAUGUAAGAUAGGUCACGAGAUUAGCAAUUUUGAUCUUUCAAGGCGUACCUUAGGGUCCAAAUUCACUAGUCACGUCACAGGAUGUACGACCCUAUCCCCCCUACGUCUGGUUCGGCCUAUACCCGUCUCCCACUCCUUAUUAAAUAAAUAACUAAAAAAAAAAAAAUAUCCGCUCGAUCAUUUUCCUCAAUCCGGUUCGAGUCCUGGCUUCUACCGUGAUUACAUAUAUAUAAAUAUUUCUCCUUUUUAUUUUUUGAACGUGCUGAUCAUAGAGUAUUUUGAUUAAGUGUUUAGGUGACCCUCUGCGGCAAGUAAUGAAAGCGCCUCUCACUGUAGAUAACAAACCGUCACAGGUAGAAACGAGAACACUUUUUGCUAGCACUGAUUUUGAGCAGAAUCCGUGACUCGGCCUGGAUUGAGAAGGAGGUUUGUGCGGGGUAUGUGUCAUGUGAAUGGUUGUACGUACAAGUAUGUAAAUUUUGUGCUCAUGUGAUGAAUGCAUCAUUAUUAAUAUAUUAAAAUCAUGAAAACGGUCAUGAAUGCCUCAAACUCAUCAGCCUGAUCAUUUCUUGAUUGAUAGAGAGAAAAAAAAUCAAGAGAAACCAAAAGUAACAACAUAUACAUAUAUAUGCAUAAAUCGAUUAUACAUAAAAAAAAGUUUCCAAACCGAUCCCGUUAUUAUCAUCAAACGUUUCGAGGAAGAAUCAGCUGGUAGACUGCGGCAUUGAUGCGUGUAUACAGAAACAGAUUCUACAUAACAGUUCUGCAAAAAACAACUACCUACAGGGCAUUUGCUCGACCGCCAACCGCAGCCGCAUCCCAUGGAUCUCGGAGUCCACCUGUGUGUUGCUCGUAGGUUGGGAUCGUCAACAGAAACUUGGAUAAAAGUGUUGUUUGUUUAGAUAUGUUACAGAUGGAUUAGGCAAGUAAAAUGACUUAUUACAAAGUCACGAGACCUAACCUGGAAUUGUGUAAAAAGAUUAGAUAUAACGAACAAUAAAACAUAUGAAAAUAAGA
This is a messenger RNA of Penaeus vannamei (Pacific white shrimp), 6119 nucleotides long. The record is from RefSeq and is a predicted model, not a curated record. Lineage: Eukaryota; Metazoa; Arthropoda; Malacostraca; Decapoda; Penaeidae.